AUGGGGAAAGCUUUCGACAAGGUACCCCAUGGUGUCAUGGUGGGCACUGCGAAAGCACAUGAAAACAGAAAGAUAAUCCAAUGGAUAGAGAUGAUCUAUCACGGAGCCACGACUAUGUGCGAUUUGCGGCAGGACAGUCAACACCAUUCCAAAGACCGGGUACAUCAAGGAUCUGUACUCUCUCCUCUUCUUUUCAUCACAGUCAUAGACGCAGGGAUGGAAGUUCUCAAACGACAGCCUCCAUGGGCUCUCCUGUAUGUAGACGAUGUGGUGUUUAUGGCAGAAAAGAGAAAAGUACAAGAAGAGGUAUAG
Strongylus vulgaris is the source of this 312-nucleotide messenger RNA. The record is from the annotation of a GenBank genome assembly. NCBI's taxonomy places the organism in Eukaryota, Metazoa, Nematoda, Chromadorea, Rhabditida, Strongylidae.